AUGGCAGACACAACUAUUUCGUUCCCCUCGAAGCCACGCAUCUUCAUUCUGACUGACAUCACUAAUGAGCCCGACGAUGCGGAAUCCUUCUGUCGAUACUUGACCUAUGCCAAUCAGUUUCGAACUGAAGGAAUCGUGGCAGUAACUUCAGUAUGGCUCAGAAACAAAGUGGCGCCAGAGAAUCUGCACGAGAUUAUCGAUGCGUAUGAGAAAGUUGUAGAUAAUCUGAAUGCUCAUGUUCAUUCUCAGUCUCUGUAUCCCUCCGCAGAAUACAUCAGGAGCAUUGUUCGUUCAGGGCCUCCGGUAUAUGGAAUGGCUGCAGUUGGUGACGACAUCCCGCUGAGUGAUGGCGCUCAAUUACUUCUAGAACGGCUGUUAGCAAAAGACAGUGAUCCACUUUGGGUCUUGGUUUGGGGAGGCGGCAAUGUCCUUGCUCAAGUUUUGAAUCAUAUACGCAAUCGAGAUGAUGCUGGUCAGCUUCGAACAAAACUUCGUGUGUAUGCUAUCUCGGAUCAAGACGAUACCGGAGCCUGGAUGAGGCGACUGUGGCCUGACAUCUUUUAUAUAUGCUCUGUGCAUGGAUGGAAUCAAUACAGCCAAGCAACAUGGACGGGCAUAUCUGGAGAUACACCUGGCGAGCAAGGGGGCCCCGAUACUUCAAAGAUAACCAAGGAGUGGAUAAAAGAGCACAUUCAAGUCGGUCCUCUAGGAGCGGCAUACCCAGACUACAUGUACAUUGUCGAGGGGGAUACACCUACGUUUCUUUACAUGAUACAAAAUGGCCUGGGUUUUCCUGAGCAUCCAUCUUACGGCUCCUGGGGAGGUCGUUAUCUUCCCGUCGAUCUUACUUUUCCAAGAGGGCAUUUUGGUGACACUGCCGAUGAGGUUGUUGGAAAGAAUGGUCAGACAUACAUAUCAAAUCGCGCAACAAUUUGGCGCUGGAGGAAUGUCUUUCAAGAAGAUUUUGCUGCUCGGAUGCAGUGGACUUUGACCAACGAUUUUACCAAAGCUAAUCAUCAUCCUAUCAUUUCUGUUAACGGAAAUAAAGGGCUGGCUCCAAUUUAUGUUGAAGCCGACGCUGGCUCUUCGCUUAUUUUUGAUGCAUCCGAGACCUUUGAUCCCGAUGGAGACAGUUUAUCCUUCAAAUGGUUCCAGUAUCGCGAGCCAAGCGCUACUCGAACGUACCAUAGUUGGGAGGUACCUAAGAUGGAGAUCAAAGUGCUCGAUUCGAUUGGAAAGAAGGUGGAAAUAAUAGUGUCAAAACCUGAUGGACCCGGCCUUGGGGCAACCUCUGUCCCUGAUCGUGGUGAAUUUCUUCAUCUCAUCCUUGAAGUUCAAGACAGCGGGUCACCUCCGUUGACUAGCUACCGUAGGAUCCUCAUCACACCUCUCAAUAAUGUAUAG
Messenger RNA from Trichoderma virens Gv29-8, 1404 nucleotides. RefSeq lists its product as uncharacterized. Gene Ontology annotation, molecular function: hydrolase activity, hydrolyzing N-glycosyl compounds. The record is from RefSeq and is a predicted model, not a curated record. NCBI's taxonomy places the organism in Eukaryota, Fungi, Ascomycota, Sordariomycetes, Hypocreales, Hypocreaceae. The coding region runs from base 1 to 1404 and encodes 467 amino acids. The transcript has 2 exons.